GAGGAGGGGAGGAGAUUGCAAGGCAGGGAAGUGUCAUUAGAGUCUGAACUGUUGCGUGUGACGGAGAGCUCUUUGUGCUGCGGACGCUCUCUACAUCUUUCUGGCUACCUCUCAUUAUCACUAACAUCCCCUCGCCACACACACACACACACACACACACACACACACACACACACACACACACACACACACACACACACACACAUAUUCCCUCGAUGUGAGGACAGAGAGCAACGUUGCUGGGACUUGCUGCCUCGUUGUGAGGAUUCAAAGCUUUCUGGUGGGAUUAUAUCUGAUGUAUUGGACUGACUCAGUUUCACUGGGAAAAUAGAACAUGUCUGGAAGUCUGGAGACGAAGUGAACAGAAAAAAAAGGGAACACAAGAAAGAAAAAAGUGAGGAAAAAGAAGAGAGAAAAAGGAUAAACUACUUUUUGUGAGGUCUUGUGUGUCAGCAAAGAUGGAGAACACAUGAGAGAGAGAAAGAAAAAAAGAGAAGGAUUAGAGAGGGAUCGCAGAGGAGGUGAAAAGGAAAAGACAAACCAUGCAGCCCAGUAAAGUUUGAGCUUCAUUCUAGAGACGAUUUUUAAACCCAGAAGAUCUGGUCCAGAACCAGGAGGAGUUCUGACUGAAGACUACGUUCAGAAGGAGGUGAACAAGAGGCUCUCUGUCGUAGCUCCAGGUCAGACGCCAGCGAUGGCCCCUCACAUCAGAGCCCCCCUCGUGGCCAUCAGCACCCCCCGCUGGCUCCUCCUCCUCCUCCCUGUCAACACCCUCCUCCUCCUCCUCCUCGCCCCCCUGGACCCCGCCCUGGCUCAGGACCUCCCAGUCGUGACCACCCCCGUCAGCGACGACAACAAUGGCGAGCUGCUUUCGCCGCCGUCGCCCACCAAUCAGAUGCCGGCGCCCAGCGUCUUCGCGGUGGGGAGCGACGCCCCCUCGCCGGAGACGGGCCUCUCCACGCCCGCCAGCGGUGGCGACGGGGACGACGAGGACCUCCCGCCGUCCGGCGGCACCCGUUGCCAGGGUUACUACGACGUGAUGGGCCAGUGGGACCCGCCCUUCAACUGCAACGCGGGCGUCUUCCUGUACUGCUGCGGGACGUGCUUCUACCGCUUCUGCUGCCAAUUCCGCCAGCAGCGGCUGGACCAGAGCAUCUGCUCCAACUACGACACGCCCAUCUGGGCCAACACCGGCAAACCGGUGGCCGCCGUGACCGAGGGCCAGGGCGGCCAGGACAGCGACCGCACCCACCUCAUCGUGUACAUCAUCUGCGGCGUGGUGGCCGUCAUGGUGCUGGUGGGCAUCUUCACCAAGCUGGGCCUGGAGAAAAGCCGGGGGGCCGGGGGGGGCGCAGGCGGAGCAGCAGGAGGAGCAGGAGGGAUGGGGUACGCCCACCAUGACCUAAGCAACACCAGGACCCUGACAGAGCUGCUGCAGCAGCCCGGGGGCGAGGUGCCGUCGGCGGGCAGCGCGGCGGGCGGCUCCCCCACCGGCCGGAGGGCCAACGGAGCCUCCAAGAUGCUGCGCAGCCGCAGCGAGCAGUACCAUCUGAACAACUCGGCCUAUGGUCCAUUUGGCCCAGCUCUUCCCCACCCCCACAGUAACCACAGUCUGGCACGACUUAACAAAUACACCUCACUGAAGGCCGUGGCGGACACGGCGGCGGGCCACUACUACAGGAGCUACCCGCUGAUGGACUUCUCUCAGUACCAAGCUUCAGCCGCGGCCCCCGACCCGCUACUGCGCAACACAGAGAAGUCCUUUCUCCACCCGGCUCCGCACGGCCAGCACCCCCCCCACACCCCGCUCUCCAUUUCCAUCCCCCCUGAUCAACUGGAGCACGCCCACCUGCCCAAGGCCACCUCCCACCCCGCCUCCAUCUCCAGCUCGGCUUUCAGAGCCUGGGAGCCACACAGCCGGCAGGUCCAGAGGCAGGCGUCUGCGCCCGGCCGUGCCUCCAUCCCCUGCAGUGGGGUGUACCCCUCCUCCCGCAGGCAGGCCUACUCCACCAGGAGGCAGCAGAGCAUAGAGAACCUGCCCGAUCUGUUCACCCAGCCCUACGCCGGGGCCUACCGCGGGGGCAUGGUGGGGGGCCACGCUCAGCAGCAGGAGUACCAGGGGUCUGCUCAGCCCCCUUACUACCACCCCCACCACACCCGGCACAAGAGCUGCUCCACCCAUAGCAAGACGGAGGUGACUGUGUGAGGGGAGGAGGCUGGCACCACAGGGGGGGCGUCGCCGGAGGGCUAGCCCCUACAGGGGUGAUGAAAGAGAGUUGAUGGACGGAGAACCUCAAUGUUGAGGUACUGAAGCUAAAGGUAGCUGGCUAGUAGAGGACAGAAGGCACAGAAUGAGAGAUUAAAGGUUGGGUAUGGAAUUCUCUUUUUUGGCCAUUUUUGCAAAAUCACUUGAAAUCCUUAUCCUAACCCACUUACAGCCACUGAGUUAGAAGUACUGACAUGACAAUUAAACAAGUCAAUCAUCUGUGGAACGGGCAGGGCUCGAAAAACUCCAGCCAAUGAUUUCCAGACCCACCGAGUUGCAUUGGGCAGUAAGUACGUCAAUCAAACGGUCGUACUCCACUCCCCCUCCCCCCGCGCGUGACCCCUUCGUGCACGUACUCAAAGCUCGUGACCCAGAGCAAGCUUCUGUUUGUUGUUAUCCUGCGGUAGCUACUGGAGCUAGCUAACUAGCUAAUGGCUAAUGGCUUGCUCUCGCGCAUCUGUGUUCGCUCGCGCGUCCAUGUACUUGGAAUGGGUGGAGUCAGAGUCAGUGUUGAAGGAGAGGGGGUAGGACUAUUUAAGUUGUGUGUUUUCAAAAUCUGCUGGCGUUUCGCAAAUCCCAUACCCAACCUUUAAGCAAGGAGUUCUCGCUUUAAUAAACAAGCAGAACGGGAUAGAUGGCACUGUUGAAUACUGCAGUGGGACUUAAUGAAAACACAGAGUAGCUCCGUCCUGAUUAUUUUAAAUUACCGUCCAAUUUCCCUGGUGCAAUAAGCUUUUCGGGCCGUGUAAUUGAUUUUUUACAAAAUAGUUGCCAUCAGUGCCAGCCAGGAUAGAGUAAAUUAAUAUAAUCGUACAUGAAUAUGUAUGGCAGGCCGCGAAAUUUGUUGGAGUUUUGUAUGUUAAUCUUCUCAAGGAUUUAGUCAAUACCGGUCCAGAUGUUUUAGGAGGUUAGUUCAGCAUCUGUACAACCCCAUGUGACUCCUCAGAAGCAGCUCACAAUUAUCCCAUGUUGCACACUACGCUCUAUCUUUCUCUUUCUCUUGCUCUCUCUCCCUCUCUUCUCUCCCUGGUUUGGUUCUUCCUAUCAGGCUGGCGUAGCAGGAGAGUGGACCCCCAGGGAGCCACAUUAACUCAUUGGUCAAUGACACCAUCAUGACAGGGCCCCUCAGCCUCCAACGAGAGAAAGAGAGAGAGAGAGAGAGAGAGAGAGAGAGAGAGAGAGAGAGAGAGAGAGAGAGAGAGAGAGAGAGAGAGAGAGCCCGAGCGAGAGCGGAAUAGAUAGUGACAGGGGAGAAGCGAGGAAAAUAAUUAAUUAGCUUGAUUUAUUUUUCUCAAAUUCCUAUGAAUCUUUGUAUUUGACAUAAAGAAAAGAGGCAAAAGAGGAGAGGAUAGAUACACAAAAGCAGACAUAGGUUGUGAAUAACAUAAGAGAAGACGAGGCAGAGAGAGCUUGGGGCUAUGCCCCGUAUAAAGAAGAGAAUGGGGGAAGAAGGUAUGGAGGAGGAAAGGGAUAGAGGGAUUAGAUAAUAAAUACAAAUAUAAAGACAAACAUUGGUGUUCAAUGUGCAUCUUCUUCUAUGGGAAUAAACAUGAAUGCGCGCCUGGAAGAGAGUUCCAUCCACCACCAUCAAACCAGCAUUUCGGUUGGAACCCAGAACCUUUUAACUAAGCCCACUGGUAGACCGUCAGUCUCCAGCAACAGUGGGAAAUGGUGAGUUAAAGAGUUAUUACCAGCGGAAGGGAUAAAGAAAGAUUUUUAAGCAAUACAAAGUCAGUCUAGUUUUUCCAAGCAUUCUAUGUGUUUGUUUGUGUCAUUGAAAGGGGUCUUUUUCGUAAUAUUUUCUUCCAGUAUGAAAUGCAUUUUCUUCCACCUAACAACAGUUCCCUUUUAAGCUAUUCACAAAUCAGGCACAACCAACUAAUGGUGUAUUUUUCUUGAUUUUAAAAAUAAGUAUUUUUCUUUCUUUCUCUUUUUUUGUAGAACAAUUUAGCUGAUAGAAACGGUCGCUAAAUGGGGUUAACAGAGGAAAGAAUCCAGUGUUGUUUUUUUUAAUUAAUAUGUAGAACUAUCUAUAAACCUCAACUGUUUCCAUGACUUCAUUUAUUUUCAGAAAGAGCUUAUAAAUUAAGUCAAUGUGUUUUUAGCAUCUGAAGGUUUUCAUAAUUAUAA
Gadus macrocephalus (Pacific cod) is the source of this 4396-nucleotide messenger RNA. RefSeq names its product protein shisa-8-like. The record is from RefSeq and is a predicted model, not a curated record. Gene Ontology annotation, cellular component: postsynaptic membrane; AMPA glutamate receptor complex; postsynaptic density. Lineage: Eukaryota; Metazoa; Chordata; Actinopteri; Gadiformes; Gadidae. Bases 695 to 2206 code for a protein of 503 amino acids. The transcript is spliced from 5 exons. Gene Ontology annotation, biological process: regulation of short-term neuronal synaptic plasticity; regulation of AMPA receptor activity.